Molecule: messenger RNA, 2876 nt
Organism: Cucumis sativus (cucumber)
Lineage: Eukaryota; Viridiplantae; Streptophyta; Magnoliopsida; Cucurbitales; Cucurbitaceae
Product: probable LRR receptor-like serine/threonine-protein kinase At1g51810
Exons: 13
Coding region: 51-2726 (891 amino acids)
Biological process (GO): protein phosphorylation
Molecular function (GO): ATP binding; protein kinase activity; protein binding
Source: RefSeq, a predicted model, not a curated record
UUCAUAGUUGAGAAAAAAGAUUAAGAGUCCAUAAAUUGUUAGACGACCAAAUGCCUAACUCGCAUUCUACUCAUCAUCUCAAUCCAAUGGGGACGUUAUCAUUCAACGCCCUCCUUCUUGCCUUUUCUCUUCUGCAUUUGCAUCUUCUUCAUGCCCAACCCUCCCAAAACGGGUUCAUCAGUAUUGAUUGUGGGGUAAAUUCAAGCUAUACAGCAGCAACAACGGGUAUAAAGUAUGUUCCAGAUUCAAAUAUGGUGGAAGCAGGAAUGGUAAAUGUUGUAGCAACAGAUUAUAGAUUGGAUAGUCUGCUUAAACAACUAUGGACAUUAAGAAGCUUUCCUGAAGGGAUAAGGAAUUGCUACAAAAUUCCAGUAAAAAUUGGGACUAAAUAUUUGAUUAGAGCAAGUUUUUUGUAUGCAAAUUAUGAUGGCAAGAGUAGUGUUCCACAGUUUGAUCUAUAUUUUGGACCAAAUUUCUGGGUAACAGUGAAUCUAGCAAAGGAACAAACUAUUGAUAAUGAGGAGAUAAUUCAUAUCACAACUUCAAAUGAAGUGCAAAUUUGCUUAGUGAAUACAGGAAAUGGAGUGCCAUUUAUUUCAUCUAUUGAGUUAAGGCCAUUGCCAAAUACAACUUAUGUACCUGUGAGUGGAUCAUUCACCACUUUCUUGAGGUUGGAUAUUGGUGCUCCAAAUGAUACUUUCAUCCGAUUUCCAGACGACAUAUAUGAUCGUAUUUGGGGUCCACCAGCACCACUUCCAAAUUGGAGUUCAUUAAGUACUUCACUUACAAUCAACAACCAAGAUGAAGCUGGUUUCAUAGUACCUUCUAAGGUGUUAAGUACAGCUUCCACAGUGAAAAAUGCAAGUGCACCAAUGGAAUUCUUUUGGAGAGAUUCUGAUCCUUCAACUGAAUACUAUGUUUAUAUGUAUUUUGCUGAAAUUCAAGUGUUGACAUCCAAUCAAUCAAGAUUAUUCAAGAUCUAUCUUAACGAUAAUCUUUGGACUAAAGAUGAUAUUCUUUUUGAAUAUCUUACUGAAAACGUGGUUCGCAGCUUGCUCCCUUUGCCAAUCAGUUCUACUUAUGACUUUAAACUCAUCAUGUCUCAAGGCUCUACUCUUCCUCCCAUUUUGAAUGCUGUUGAGAUUUUUAAAGUCAUCAACUUCCUUCAACUCACCACACAACAACAAGAUGUUGAUGCCAUUGGAUCCAUAAAGAAAUUUUAUGGGAUUACAAAAGACUGGCAAGGAGAUCCAUGUGCCCCAAAAACAUUUGCUUGGGAAGGUCUUAAUUGUAGUUAUGAUGCUUCAAAUCCUCCUUCAAUCACUGGCCUAGAUUUAUCAUCAAGUGGAUUAAGUGGAGAAAUUUCAUCCAGUAUACCAAAUCUUGCCAACCUAGCUCUUUUGGAUUUGUCAAAUAAUAGCUUAAGUGGACCAGUACCUGAUUUUCUUGUUCAAAUGCCCCUGUUGACUUUUCUAAACCUAUCUGGAAACAACCUAUCAGGACAAAUUCCUUCUGCACUUCUUGACAAAAAGAAGGAAGGUUCUCUUUUAUUUAGCUUUGAUGGAAACCCUAAUCUACAAGAGACAAGCCCAAGUGAAAAGAAGAAGAAUAACAUAGUAGUUCCUAUUGUAGCUGCAAUUGCUGGUGCUGUCGUCAUUUUAGUAUUGGUUUUAGUUUCAAUUUACUUCAUUAGAAAGAAAAGAAACUCUGAAGGUCCAAGGAUAGUGGAUCCACAUUCACCAAUAAAUUCUCAAGUUGAACUUCAAUCACCAAGUCGCAAAUUUUCCUAUUCAGACAUAUUAAAAUUUACCAGUAACUUUAGCAAAUUAUUGGGUGAAGGUGGAUUUGGUAAAGUUUAUUAUGGUCUUAUGGGCAACACUGAAGUGGCUGUCAAAAUGCUCUCUCCAAAAUCAGCUCAAGGAUAUAGAGAGUUUCAAGCUGAGGUUGAUCUUCUAUUGAGAGUUCAUCAUAGAAACUUAACAGGCCUUGUUGGAUAUUGCAACGAAGGGGAGACAAAAAUGGGACUUGUCUAUGAAUACAUGGCCAAAGGAAAUCUAGGAUCAAUUCUUUUAGAUGGAAGAGGAGAAGUUUUAAGAUGGGAAGACAGACUUCAAAUAGCAUUGGAUUCAGCACAAGGAUUGGAAUAUCUACACCAUGGUUGCAGGCCACCCAUUGUUCAUAGAGACAUUAAAUCAAGCAACAUUUUAUUGAAUGAAUAUUUACAAGCAAAACUUGCUGAUUUUGGCCUAUCUAGAGCUUUUCCUUUGGAAGGAGGUGCCACCCAUGUGACAACCAAGGUCGUUGGAACUCCGGGAUACCUAGAUCCAGAGUAUUAUACAACGUACAAAUUAACAGAGAAGAGUGAUGUUUAUAGCUUUGGAAUUGUGAUUCUAGAACUCGUGACAGGGAGACCAGUUCUAGUGAAAACGAGUGAAAAAAGUCACAUUAUUCAAUGGGUUGAUUCAAACAUUAACCAAGGGGACAUAUAUUCAAUAAUUGACCCAAAAAUCAAGGGUGAAUGCAAUACAAACUCAGUGUGGAAGGCAGUAGAAGUAGGAAUGUCUUGCACUGCCAUUAAUCCAAUGAAUAGACCAACAAUGAGUCAAGUUGUAAGUGAACUCAAAGAAUGUUUAAACCUUGAGUUAAAUCACAGAGCUCCUCAAAUGGACUCUACAACUUCCAUUUCCUCAACAUUCCAUUCUGAGCUUGGUCCGGUGGCUAGAUAGAUUAUUUUGUAUUACUGAAGAAAAGCCUUGUAUAAUUGUUCUCUCUUCCUUUUUCAAUUAGUAUGUCAAAAAAUGUUUGUCAUUUUGUUCUGUGUGUAACAAGAUCGGAACUAUUAUUUGCAAGGUAUGUGAAGUGUUCUGUUUCAUCAA